This is a messenger RNA of Drepanopeziza brunnea f. sp. 'multigermtubi' MB_m1, 450 nucleotides long. The record is from RefSeq and is a predicted model, not a curated record. Lineage: Eukaryota; Fungi; Ascomycota; Leotiomycetes; Helotiales; Drepanopezizaceae.
AUGUCGCCGUCAACACCCAACCCUCUCCCACCCUACAUCUACAAGAUCCUGCCCUCGUCCGCCGCCCCGCCGCACCCGCUCCCCGUCUCCCUGCCCCUCGCGGCCCUCGACUCCUCGGCACGCUCCGGCACUUCUUCCCGUCCGAGCGGCACGUCUACUACUACGUACGUCCUGCGCAUCCCGUACGCGCGCGUCGCCGACCUCGUCGUCUGGGAGGACGCCGAGGGGCGGGCACCGGCUGGGGACGAGGGGCCCACGGGCUUCUUCCCGCACGUGUAUGCGAAUGCGGGGCCGGGGGAGGGGGAGGGGGGAGGGGGGAGGGGGGAGGGGGGAACGGGGCUUGAAGCUGGGGAGGGAAAGGAGGUGGAGAGUGGGGGCCUGUGGGAAAGGGGCGGUGGGAAUUGGACUACGCAUGCUUGGCCGUUUGGAGAGGACGCGCCCAGGGAGUGA